Molecule: messenger RNA, 327 nt
Organism: Staurois parvus
Lineage: Eukaryota; Metazoa; Chordata; Amphibia; Anura; Ranidae
Source: the annotation of a GenBank genome assembly
AUGAUUUUGCAUUUCUGGGAGAGGAGAACUUUUUGUAAACAAAAUACUUCUCCCUGUCAGCUCCUGCACACUGCUUUGGAUGGCUGUGCACAGCACAGCCAUCCUAAGCAGUGUGAUUACAGUAAAACACAAACACACGGCCCCAUAGUAAAAGAUACCCAUCACACAGUUAACCCUUUGAUCGCCCCUCAUGUUAACCUCUUCUUGCCCAGUGCCAUUAGUACAGUGUCAGUGCUUUUUAUUAGCACUGAUCACUGUAUUGUUGUCACUGGGGAUGUCAGUGACACCAAGUCAGUUCCCCCCAGUGUCAGAAUGCCCGCCGCAGUC